This is a messenger RNA of Pediculus humanus corporis (human body louse), 243 nucleotides long. RefSeq lists its product as uncharacterized. Bases 1 to 243 code for a protein of 80 amino acids. The record is from RefSeq and is a predicted model, not a curated record. Lineage: Eukaryota; Metazoa; Arthropoda; Insecta; Psocodea; Pediculidae. The transcript has 2 exons.
AUGUUCGAGUGUAAAGUCAUCAAAGAAAAUUUAAAUAAUAUUAAUAAUAAUAAUAAUAAUAAUAAUAAAGAAUCAAAAAUAAUAAAAUCAAAAAUGGCGCCCAAUUCGAAAUUUUUAAAUCCGACAUUAGAUGAUGCGACGAACAUGCAACUCGCAUUUGCUGCAUUCAACGAUGAUUUUGAUAAAAAUGAUAACGGUAACAAAGAAGAUUCUGGAUCAGGUUUACAAUCUAAAAAAGUUUAA